CCAUAAAUUUAUGACUGUCAUAGGCAAAAUGCAUUUUAUAUAUUAACUCAAAGACAGUGAAAGGCUUUAAACAACAACCCUGAUAUUGUCCUCAUGUACACAGUCUGUCUGUCCCAGACACACACAGAGAGAAUCUGAAAGCACUGGCAAAGCAGGACAACGGAUUUGUUGGAUGACAUGGGGUGCAUCAGGGAUGUAUGUUUAGUCCUCUUGGCCUGUACAUUUACAUCCAGAGCAGACAAAUACAAGGAGCAAGCACUGAGGCUGAUGUCUGAGACGCCACUGAUAGAUGGACACAAUGAUUUGCCAUGGCAAUUGAGGAAACAGUUUAACAAUCAGCUAAACAGCGUGGACCUGUACAAACUCAGUUCCACGCACACCAACAUCCCGAAAAUCAAACAGGGACACUUAGCAGCACAGUUCUGGGCUGCGUAUGUCCCGUGUGACACUCAGUAUAAAGAUGCGGUUAGACAGACCUUGGAGCAGAUUGAUAUUAUCCACAGAAUGUGCAACAAAUACCCAGAGGAGUUCAUGUUUGCAGCCAGCAGUCAAGAUAUAUUGGAUGCCUUUGCCCAAAAUAAGACUGCAAGCCUGAUAGGGGUGGAAGGAGGUCACUCCAUAGACAGCAGCAUGGGAACAUUGCGCACCAUGUAUCAGUUAGGAGUCCGUUAUCUGACUCUCACACACAGCUGCAACACACCCUGGGCGGAUAACUGGCAGGUGGAUACAGGCGUACAUCCUGUGGAGCACAAUGGCCUGAGUGACUUUGGCAAGCAACUGAUUAGUGAAAUGAACCGCAUAGGCAUGCUGGUGGACCUGGCUCAUGUGUCGGAAGAGGUCAUGAACCAAGUGCUGGAGAUCUCCAAAGCCCCCAUCAUCUUCAGCCACUCUUCUGCUUAUAGCAUCUGUAAUCACAAGAGAAACGUCCCAGAUUACAUCCUUGAGAAAGUGAAAGCCAAAAAUGGGAUUGUAAUGGUAAAUUUCUACAAUGACUACGUCACUUGUAGCCCAGAGGCAAAUCUCUCGCACGUGGCAGAUCACUUUGACCACAUCAAGAAAGUGGCUGGUUCCAGCAUAGUGGGUUUUGGUGGUGAUUAUGAUGGUGUGACCAGGUUACCAACUGGUCUGGAGGAUGUUUCCAAGUAUCCUGACCUAGUAGUAGAACUGCUGAGACGUGGCUGGACAGAUGAUGAGGUCAAAGAUGCUCUUGGAAGGAACCUGAUUAGAGUGUUUAAAGCUGUUGAAAUGGUACGAGACAGCCUGAACAGAACGGCUCCUGAUGACGUCCCCAUCCCUCUGGAGCAAGUCCGGAACCCCUGCAGGACAGAUUAUGGCUAUCCUGCUCAGCCCAACGCUGCAGCUAUGCCAUCUCACAGCUCAUUGAUGUUAUUAUUAACACUGAUCUUGUACUCACUGAGUGCCAAGUUUGUAUAAUUGUACACUUACAGCAUUCAUGUAAGUCCAGAAAGUUCACUUACCAAUAUGUAACCCUGCAGAACCUGUUUCUGGUUAAUUAAAGGUGCACUAGUCAAUUAAAAAAAAA
This is a messenger RNA of Ictalurus furcatus (blue catfish), 1543 nucleotides long. RefSeq names its product dipeptidase 1 (gene dpep1). Lineage: Eukaryota; Metazoa; Chordata; Actinopteri; Siluriformes; Ictaluridae. The transcript is spliced from 10 exons. Bases 178 to 1434 code for a protein of 418 amino acids. Gene Ontology annotation, biological process: proteolysis. The record is from RefSeq and is a predicted model, not a curated record. Gene Ontology annotation, molecular function: metallodipeptidase activity.